AUGACUUCUACACACUGUAAGUCUGCCGUCACACUAUUCUACCGUUCUCCCUGGUCAAAUAAACUGGGUUGUAUUUUAUCACUCACUCUCCCUCCGCUCUUGCUCUCCUCCUCCUUUCAGAUCUCUCACUCCUCUCAGUGCUCGUGGUGUUGGUAGUUAAUGGGAGUCCCGUGCCCAGCGCGCCCUCUGAGCUCCCGACGUCCGGAUGGACCUCUGGAGAGGAGCUCGCGGUAGAAUCGUUCUCCGGUGAACCGGGCGCGCCCCCGAAAUGGAAGAAGGUAAUCAAGCUGCUCAUUCAGGAGGUGAUCAACUUCCGAGACCAACAGGUGAGUUGUUUUUAGAUUUACUUUUGAUUGUAUUAUAAAUGGCUCUUUAAACGUUAUAAUUGAAAACAACAAUACUAACAUUGAAAAUAAUAAAUUAAACCAAUCUGAAAAGUAUAACUUUUAUUCCUCCUUGUGUUGUAGUUUGUGGAGGAGUUUCAGAAGCCUGUGGAAGAGAUGUCAUCAUUCCUACAGUACCAGGUCCCCUCCAUCCCCACACACCUCUCCAAGACCCCCUGCUCCACAUCAAACUACAACAAGGUAAAGAUGAAGUUGAAUGAAUGAAUGGCUCAGACCUGUGUCUGGAAUUCAGUCCAAAUCAUGAAGCCAAGGUUUCCUUUUGUGAUCAAAAUGAAAAAUCCUAUAAAUGAAACUGUGAGGUUGCAACAUGCAGACAUCUUUACUGGCUGACAUUCGGAGUCUGGUUUCUCUCCAUGUUUCUUCCAUCUAGAAUCUAGGGAGUAAAAAAUCAAUUUUUGAUGAAUUGAUUGACAGUGUUUGUUGUCCCCUCUCCUAUAGGAGGCAUGUCUACAGCAGAUCAGUCAUGGUCUACAGGUGUACCAGGUUCUUCUCCAGCACCUUAAGGCUGAAUACCCACAAUCCACCCUGCUCCCCUCUGCCAUGCACCAGACUACUGUCCUGAUAGGGCUGGUCAAAGACAAGGUAUGUAAUAGUAAUAUUAUGUUAUAAUACUACUUAAAUACCCUCAUAAUACUACUUAAAGGUGCAAUCCGCAGUUGAAACAACAACAACCCUUCUCACCACCACUGUUUCGGUAAAAAGCUGAGGGAUGGGGCUGGAGAAAUGUACCCACUAUCAAAUUCAUAGACAGAGCUAUGGAUGCAAGGACUGACCAUCCAUGAUAUCUAAAUGAAAUGUAAUCACUUUUUUUAAAUUUAUUUUUACAAACAUUGGAGUACAAAAUGGGUAUAUAUAUAUAAUGUAUUUAUAGGUCCUAAAAUGGAUGUAGCAAAUGCAGAUUGCUCCUUUAAAUACCCUUUUCUUUAGAAAGUUGACUUUCAUUGUGGUCCAUGGAUAGAUUUUCCCAGACUUGCUUUAGUUCCUCCAGAUGCCUAGGAUUUAGCAGUCUUGUGGCACACAGAUUACCUAAUGUAUUGUCUCUUUCUCCAGAUGAAGGCUGCUGAGGUAGUAGAGGACCUGUCUGCCAGUGAGAGGGAGCGUGUGCUGGGUGAGGUGUCUACAGGGACAGAGUGGGAGAGGAAGACUAGCGUUCACGCCAUCCUUAGUGAGCUACGUCACUUCCUGGUCGACACCAAGAUAACCCUCUAUAGCAUGGGGAAGAGGGGCAAAGGCUGGCAGUAACCAUGACAACACCAUGGUGGGAAGAGGUGUGUUAGAUCAGGCCUGGAGGAAAAACCUGCACUGAUGUGUCUUAUUCUCUGAAUCGGCUGUUUAUUUUUAGUUAUUUAAUGUAAUACUUGACUUAACUUGAAAACGGUCAGUUAUUUAUAUAUUUAUUCAUGUAUUUAUGGUUGAG
Messenger RNA from Coregonus sp. 'balchen', 1821 nucleotides. NCBI's taxonomy places the organism in Eukaryota, Metazoa, Chordata, Actinopteri, Salmoniformes, Salmonidae. The record is from the annotation of a GenBank genome assembly.